Melanaphis sacchari is the source of this 1193-nucleotide messenger RNA. RefSeq lists its product as uncharacterized. The record is from RefSeq and is a predicted model, not a curated record. The transcript has 2 exons. Lineage: Eukaryota; Metazoa; Arthropoda; Insecta; Hemiptera; Aphididae. The coding region runs from base 221 to 1012 and encodes 263 amino acids. Gene Ontology annotation, cellular component: cytoplasm; nucleus.
GAAUGAUGAAAUGACGUUUGUUUUUCCUCAAGUUCAUAAAUAAUAAUAUUGUAAUUAAAUUAAUUAUUGUAUUGUUUUCAUUUAAGAAAUAUCAUAAAGUAACUAUAUGAUGCUGUAUGGUUAUUCACAUUGUUAUAAGAAAGUUAACAAAAAAUAAAUUUCUUUAAACUUAAAAAUUAAACCUUUAUAAACAAAAACGAAAAAUUUAAGAAUUGAUAUCAUGGAAAAUAGUUUAUUGGAAGCAAUUAAGUCAGGCAAUAUGGGAUGUCAUUCAGAGUUGACUAUCAUACCUAUAUCACAAAGUUCAAAAUCCAACAGUCAAUAUGCAGUUUCUUCUACUUCCCCACAAAGUACAGUAUCAUUAUCAUUAGUACCAAAUACUAGUAGUGGUAAAUCAAAAAAUAAGCAUUCAUUACCAUCAAAUACACAAGGAGGUGCACCUCGCAAGCGUGGAAAAUCUAGUAUGCCUCAAUUAAACCACAUGGUCAAUGAUAUGAACAAUUACAAUCCACUCUUAGACCUGACAAUGAAUCGUAAACAUCAUAACUAUCCUAAUUAUAAUGCUCAAUACGAACAACAAUGGCCAUUUAAUUUGCCGUUUAACUAUCCUGAAUUGUUAAUGAAUUUUAGUCAAGUUAAUAAAAGAAAAUCAUAUGCAUAUGAACAACCUAAAGAAAAGACUGCGGUGAAUUACAACAAAGAAAACACACAAAACAAAACUAAACAUUAUAAACACGAACAUAUGCCUCCACCUUCUACUACUGCAGACCGAAUAUCUGGUCAAUUAGAAAAUGUUGAAAAAACAUUUGAUAUUGAUUCUUUAAGUAGUGAAGAUGGCUGGGCUAAAUAUAGAGAGUUAUUGACAGUUAUUGAAGAAAUGUCUGGGUCGAUCCGACCAAUUUACACAGGUUGUAAGAACUCUACUGAAAGAUUGAAAAAGUCAAUUCAUAAAGCUAAAGCAUUAGUAAGUGAAUGUUUAAAGGAAGUUGAAAAAGUAUCUAGACAACUUUAAGAAUCGUAUAUACAUAAUUAGUAAUCAAAUAAUUUAAAACAAUUUUUGGUUUUUUCUUUUUAUUUAAAAACAGUCAAUGUAAAACUAAUCAUUUACAAAAUCACUUUAAUAGAUCAAAAAAAUUAUACCUAACACUAAUAUUUUUAGUACCAAUGGUUAAAGACAACAAAAUAUAAAUAAG